Messenger RNA from Populus nigra (black poplar), 1045 nucleotides. Its product is annotated as vacuolar protein sorting-associated protein 29-like. Bases 228 to 803 code for a protein of 191 amino acids. Gene Ontology annotation, biological process: intracellular protein transport; retrograde transport, endosome to Golgi. The transcript is spliced from 3 exons. NCBI's taxonomy places the organism in Eukaryota, Viridiplantae, Streptophyta, Magnoliopsida, Malpighiales, Salicaceae. Gene Ontology annotation, cellular component: endosome; retromer complex. The record is from RefSeq and is a predicted model, not a curated record.
CGACAAUUAAGUUGUAAAUUUGGGGGUAAAAUAUGGCAAAGCUUUGCCCAUCCCAAUUUGUUUAGAAGUCUUGAACAGCUGGAGAACGACAUCGUUCAUCUCCAAAGUAUAGAGAAUCCAUCACAUCGAUUAACAACAGAGAGAGAGAGAGAGAGUUCUCCAAACUUUGAAAGCUCUUUGGAGUUUGUGUAUCUGCAAAACUCAGUGGGUUUGUCACUUUUUUGGGGAUGGUGUUGGUAUUGGCUCUGGGGGAUCUACACAUACCCCACAGAGCACCUGAUCUCCCUGCAAAGUUCAAGUCCAUGCUCGUUCCCGGCAAGAUCCAGCAUGUCAUUUGCACUGGCAAUCUUUCUAUCAAAGAAGUUCAUGACUAUUUGAAGACUCUUUGCCCUGACUUACAUAUUACUCGAGGCGAAUAUGAUGAAGAUACUCGAUAUCCUGAGACCAAAACUUUAACUAUUGGUCAAUUCAAGUUAGGAGUAUGCCAUGGUCAUCAGGUUGUUCCAUGGGGGGAUUUAGACUCGCUAGCAAUGCUCCAGAGGCAGCUGGAUGUAGACAUACUUGUGACUGGUCAUACCCAUCAAUUCACAGCUUACAAGCAUGAGGGGGGUGUUGUUAUAAACCCAGGCUCCGCCACUGGUGCCUACAGCAACAUUACCUAUGAUGCGAACCCAAGCUUUGUCCUCAUGGACAUCGAUGGCCUACGUGUUGUGGUUUAUGUUUACGAGCUCAUUGAUGGUGAGGUUAAAGUCGACAAGAUUGAUUUUAAGAAGACGACUGCCCCAACUCAUUCUGCUCAUUGAAUAUGCAGCCAGCAGCAGAGCUUCUUCUUUCUUUUUCUUUUUUUCCUGGCAUUGUAUUUGGAUUCCUAGAAAUGAAAUGUGAGUGAUAUGUGAUCCACUAUUUGUGCAUAUUUUAGUGGAGGCGGCCUUUGGUUCUUUUAUGAGUUAUUGACAAUGAAGAACCAAGUAGUGAACUAAAACAUGUAGAGAAUGGUCUCUGAAAUUUAGUGGUCUAAAGCAUAUGACUAAUGAUUGAUUGAUAA